AUGACUGCUCUUAAGUGGUUUAAAAUCUCAUUUUGGCCAUCCUGUAAUAUGAAUUUAUUCUAUUGCAGACUAGUCUUAUUUAUUUGCAAUGGUUAGAUCAAGAAGAUUGGCAUCAAAAAAUAACAAAUAUUAUUGUGUAUGGCUUACUCAAAUUAGUACAUCCACACUGAAAAAUUCAAAUUUGUUUCAUAAACAUAUAUAUCUGAUUAAUUUUAAUUAUAAAAUUAUAUAAUAAAUUACUACUUACAACUUAUGAAUAGUUUAGUUAAAGAAAGAGAUCAAUCAGAAAUCAUGAUCUUGAACAACUUAGAAGUUCAAUCCUAAAUCAAAUCAUCAAUCUUCUAAUCUAAAUUACAACAAUCAAUCUAAAAUAUUAGGUAAUUGUCAAAGCCUAUCGCAAUGCAUAUCGAACCUCACAUAUUGCCUCUUCAUAAGCCGAAUUAGGAAACGCCUAUCAAAAAGUCCUAGCAUUAAAAAUUGAGUUCUGAUGGGCAUACCACUUUGACCAAGGGUACUUAAGUAGAAAAUCAAGCUGAUAGUACUCAAAAAUUAGUUCAAAACUAAUUUGACUUUAGUUAUUCUUACAGAAAGUAGGAUAGUUAGAUGAGGAAAUCGACAGAUUACCAGAGAAUCUUUGAACAUUAUCAUCAUUCGACAAUAGUUUAAAUGAUAAGUUCAUAUGAGGAGUGCUUUAACAUUUUGGUAGAAAGCAACGAAGCUUAAUUGUUGAGGAUUCCUACCAAUUUGAUUUUGGCGAUUUUAAGAGAAAGGGAGGAAUUGCAACAUCAAUGUGUUAUGCUGAGAAGGAAACUCUAUUAGUUAGACCGAGCGAGUGAAUAAUAUGAGAGAGUACAAUAAUAGCACGCAUGA
Messenger RNA from Paramecium octaurelia, 870 nucleotides. The record is from the annotation of a GenBank genome assembly. Lineage: Eukaryota; Ciliophora; Oligohymenophorea; Peniculida; Parameciidae.